UACAAGUCUAAUAUGUGAUAACAAUAAAGGUUUGAGAUCAGUCUGGUUUCAAUUCACCACUUCACCCUCCAUCACUGCCGUUCCCUCUGUCUCCAAAAUGUGCUUAAGCAAGCAUCAAAGUUGGUGCACCGGUGCGCACAUUCUCACACCAAGUUUGUUUUUAGAAAUCACAACCUUUGCACAGAAAGUGGCGUAUGCAACUUUCUAGCCCUGUUUUGUGUGUACGCAAGCUUUAUAAAUGAGGCCCCUGGUUUAAGUUUGGGGUAGCAGGAACCUGGUUUCAGCUGUUGGUGUCACUAUAGGAAUAAAGAAAAAUAUAGUCAUAAAAUCCAGAAAAAAGUAUAAAUAUGUUAAAAAUCUAGAACAUAUAAACACAGCGGUGCAUUCAUUCCACUGAGGAUGGUGGUCUGAUUCAGCAGAGGAUGUGAGAAACAAACAGAAACAUGAGACGAAGAAGCUUGUCCAGCAGAGGGAGAUGUUUCUGCAGAAGCAGCUCUGAGUUCGUCACAUCAUUAUUCAUAUCUGCUCUGAUGUUGACUGAAACAUGGAUCUGUGAUGUGCUUUAAUGUUUCAUUUGUCAGCGUGGUGAGAGAACAAAGGAAGAACAAAGCAGGAUGAGGAGAGGAGAAAGAAGCUGAGGAGAUUCGCUUCAGUUUGUGAAUCCAACUGUUUGAAUCAUCGACUUAUCCUCCUCCUCAGACAGGAGGAAGAGGAGGAUGAGGAGGAGGAGGAGGAUGGAGCAGGAUCUCAGCUGUGACUUGUUCUGCUGCUGUUGAGGAUUUAAAGCUGAUUUCUGGUGAGUGUUGAACACAGACUGAACUCCGUCUGUCAGCUGUUCGCUCUGGUUGGAUUCUGGCUCAGAGUUUGACUGAAAAUAUCCGAUGGUGCAGGAAAUGAGGUCGUCUGAAUUGAAAAAUCUGCUUCAUGUUGGUUUUGACACAUUCUCUGUUUCCUUCUAGCUGUGAAGAAGAUGUUUGGAAUAAACUGAUGUUUUCUCAUGAAGACAAAAAGAUGUUUCAGAUGAAAACAGCAGAAAACUAGAUGCUGGAGUUUGGAAACAGCAGCUGUUGGUUUCAUGGGAAAGUGGAACGUUUGGGAGUUGCUUCAGUUGAUGAAGGUCGUGUUUCUACAGAAGAUGGAGUCUGACUUUUGAACAGCAUCAGAAGAGUUAGGGUUAGCAGCAGCAGACAACAUCUCCAGCAGACAGAAGCUGCAUGUUCCUCUAACAAGAAGUCGUCUCCAUGUUUGGAUCCCAGCAGAUGAAGUUUGGAAGCAGCCUGUGGUCUCCUCAGCAGAGGACACAGUCUGGAAACCGACUGAAGAUGAAGUUUGGAAGCAGGCUGUGCACCCUGAACGUUGGAGGUCGCAGGUUUUCCUUCUCAGCGGAGCUCAUGAAGCGCCUCCCUCUCAGCAGACUCAGCCGGCUGCAUCGCUGCGUGUCAGAGAGCGAGCUGCUGGAGCUCUGCGACGACUACGACCGCGACCGGAAUGAGUUCUUCUUCGACCGCCACUCUGAGGCCUUCAGCUUCAUCAUGCUGUACCUGCAGCACGGCAAGCUGCGCUUCGUACCGCACAUGUGUGAGCUGUCCUUCUACAACGAGAUGCUGUACUGGGGCCUGGAGAGCUCCGACCUGCAGCCCUGCUGCCAGCGUCGCCUCGACGACCGCAUGUCCGACUGCUUCGUCCACUACUUUCCUGAGGAGGAGCCUCGAGGCCCUGAGGAGCCCCGGAGCCUCUGGCUGGAGAGAAUGAGGAGGACGUUCGAGGAGCCCACCUCUUCGCUGGCGGCGCAGAUCCUGGCUUCGGUGUCGGUGCUAUUCGUGGUCAUCUCCAUGGUGAUGCUGUGUGCCAGCACCUUACCGGACUGGACGGCUGCUGAGACCGUGGAGCAGCAGAGGAUCAUCGAGGCGGUGUGCAUCGGUUGGUUCACAGCUGAGUGCGUUGUCCGUUUCCUUGUGUCUCGUGAUAAAUGCGAGUUUGUCCGUCGUCCUCUGAACAUCAUCGACCUUCUGGCCAUCCUGCCGUUCUACGUCUCCGUUACCAUGACGUUCCUGACGGGGGAGGACUCCCAGAUGCAGCGGGCCGGCGUCACGCUGCGCGUCCUGCGCAUGAUGCGGAUCUUCUGGGUGAUUAAACUGGCGCGUCACUUCCUGGGACUGCAGACGCUCGGCCUGACGCUGCGGCGCUGCUACCGCGAGAUGGUGAUGCUCCUGGUCUUCGUCUGCGUCGCCAUGGCGAUCUUCAGUGCGCUGGCCCAGCUGCUGGAGCACGGCCUGGACGCGGAGACCGGAAACCAGGACUACGCCAGCAUCCCCGCCGCCUGCUGGUGGGUCAUCAUCUCCAUGACAACGGUGGGAUACGGCGACAUGUACCCGGUGACGGUGGCGGGACGAGUGCUGGGCGGACUCUGCGUGUUGAGCGGCAUCAUCCUGCUGGCGCUGCCCAUCACCUUCAUCUACCACAGCUUCAUCCAGUGCUACCACGAGCUGAAGGUCCGAUCGGCCCGCGGGAACCGGGUCGUAUCGGCCGAAUACAUUCACUGACCUCAGCUCUAGACCAAUCAGAACAAGGCAGCAGGAAGGGAGGCCGGUUCUGACCUAUCAGAGGCGUCUUGUCCCAGGACGCUCUUUCUGUGUCCACCCGCAGGUGUUCAGUCUUAGGAAGAUGGUUCCUGGCACAGCAAACAGAACCGCUGAGGUCCAGUGAGUCCAACAGAACUGCUGCUGGUUCAGGUUUUGUCAUUCUGCGUUUGAACCACCAGGAGCAUCAGCAGGAAACAGUUUUUAACCCUCAUGUCGUCCUGUCGGUCAAGUUGACCCGUUUUAAAGUUUGAAAAUGUGGGAAAACAAAUAUUUUCACAGUGAAACUUCUGAUGUCCACAUUUUCAACAUUUUGGGGAAUUUUUUGAACAUUUUUGAUGGAAAAAACAAAUGUUAAAAGUGUAAUCAUUUUAGACAUUUUUAGGAUUUUUUUUAAAGAUUUUUACUCAUUUUUUGAAAAUAUUUACAAGAAUUUUCUUGCCAAAUUUGCGGAAUUUUUUAAAAAUAAAACUUUUCAGGGAAUUUUCUUCCUGAAGGUUUUGCAAAUUUUCUGAAUUUUGGGGAAUUUGUUUGCUGAAUUUUGGGAUUUUUUUCAGACAAGGAAACAAUAUUUUUGGUGCCCGUAAACGAGGACAGCAGGAGGGUUAAAUUCAUGUCAUUUCUCCUGAAUUUCCAGUCAGUUUCUGGAACGUGACCCAGCAGAGUUGGUGUUCUUCCAGAGGAGCCCCAGAUAGCAAACUAUGGGUGAAUCAAUGUUGAAUCUAUGUUGAGACCUAACGUAGAAAUUAUACAGAAAGCGCAAGGUUGAUAAAAUGUUGAGUCAACGUUUGCUUACAUAGAUUACAUGUUUGCAAACAUAGAUUCAACAUUAAUUAAACACUGACCUGUCAAACAUUUUAAUUAAACCAAAAUACAACGUAGAUUCAAUGGUAUCUUUUAAACACAAACUUCAAUGUUGACAAAAUGUUGUUGAAUCAACGUUGAUCCAACCAUCAGUCUUCAACCGUAACCACAAUUCAACCUUCUUAACCCUAAUUCAACAUUGAUUUAACAUCUUUUGCU
Molecule: messenger RNA, 3602 nt
Organism: Acanthochromis polyacanthus (spiny chromis)
Lineage: Eukaryota; Metazoa; Chordata; Actinopteri; Pomacentridae
Product: potassium voltage-gated channel subfamily G member 3-like
Exons: 2
Coding region: 1242-2543 (433 amino acids)
Biological process (GO): protein homooligomerization; potassium ion transmembrane transport
Cellular component (GO): voltage-gated potassium channel complex; membrane
Molecular function (GO): delayed rectifier potassium channel activity
Source: RefSeq, a predicted model, not a curated record